Messenger RNA from Cyprinus carpio (common carp), 2389 nucleotides. RefSeq names its product alpha-1,6-mannosylglycoprotein 6-beta-N-acetylglucosaminyltransferase A-like. The transcript has 7 exons. The coding region runs from base 1 to 903 and encodes 300 amino acids. Gene Ontology annotation, cellular component: Golgi apparatus. NCBI's taxonomy places the organism in Eukaryota, Metazoa, Chordata, Actinopteri, Cypriniformes, Cyprinidae. The record is from RefSeq and is a predicted model, not a curated record. Gene Ontology annotation, molecular function: alpha-1,6-mannosylglycoprotein 6-beta-N-acetylglucosaminyltransferase activity. Gene Ontology annotation, biological process: protein N-linked glycosylation.
AUGCCAUUGCAAAAUCUUUCCACCUCACCCACGGACAAAAAGCAAUACCUGGACAUCAUUCAUUCGUACAUGGAAGUGCACGGCACGGUCCACGGCACGAGUACGGUCCACCUGCCGGCCUACGUGAAGAACCACGGCAUCCUCAGCGGACGGGACCUCCAGUUCCUCCUGCGCGAGACCCAAGGUCUGAAUCAACAAACUCCUUUUCUAUUUGUCGGACUGUCCUUCCCGUACGAGGGACCCGCCCCCCUGGAGGCCAUAGCCAAUGGCUGCACUUUCCUCAACCCAAGGUUCGACCCUCCUAAAAGCAGCAAAAACACCGAUUUCUUCAAGGGCAAACCCACACUCAGAGAGCUGACCUCCCAGCACCCUUAUGCUGAGGUUUACAUCGGAAGGCCACAUGUCUGGACCGUCAACAUAGAUGAUCCAGCAGAGGUGCAGAACGCCAUUAAAGCCAUCCUCAGUCAGAAGAUCGAGCCGUAUCUGCCGUAUGAGUUCACCUGUGAAGGGAUGUUACAGCGCGUCAACGCUUUCAUCAAGAACCAGGAUUUCUGUCACGGUCAGGUGAUGUGGCCUCCUCUCAGCGCCAUGCAGGUCAAGUUCGCUCCGGCAGGUAAAUCCUGCAAGCAGGUGUGUCAGGAAGAGCAGCUGAUCUGUGAACCCUCUUUCUUCCAGCAUCUCAAUAAAGACAAGGAUCUGUUCAGGUAUGGUGUGGAGUGUAAGACGGUGGAGUCCACCAGCGAUAUCGUCGUCCCCGCCUUCAGCGAAUCAGUGCAGCAUUGCGUGUUCCAGUCGGACCUGCUGCUGUUCAGCUGCGCCGGGGCCCAUCAGUCCCUCACGCGCAUCUGUCCCUGCAGAGACUACAUGAAAGGACAGGUGGCGCUGUGUAAGGACUGCUUAUAACACACACGCGCACACCACACACACUUCGGCAACCCCAUACGACCAACCUGGCGGUUCAUCACCCGCCGCACUGGACGGGACCGGACUAUUACACAGCGCACUGCUGACAGAGCCAGUGUUGUAACGUGCGGUGAUUCGAUUAAAGAAUUCAGAGGAAUUCAACUCUUGUUUUAUUCCCAUAAACUCACAAAAAAAUUGAAAGAAAUGGAAACGCUGGAGUGCGGCAGCUCUCGGCUCUUGGCCGGAAAAAAAAAAAAAAAAAACGAAGGAUGGAAAGAAAAGAAAAAUAUUUAUUUUGCUGGAUUUUUUUUUUUUUUUUGCACACAAACUUGAACUAGUUUUAGGCUGACAUACUUGAAGCGGAUUGCAGGGAAUCAGAACACUGCCCCCUGCUGGCAUGGAGGAAACACUGACGUUUAUUAGCCCAGUUCUUCAUUCUACUGUUUUUGUUUGUUUGUUCGGUUUUUUUUUUUUUUCCUCUCUCUGAGGUGACUUUCAUCAUUGGACCAAGUCUGACGACUGACUCUGAAAAGCACCUUUGACCAUUUUGAAGACUCAAACUGAGUGCGUGUUUAUUUGUGUGUGCGAGUGCGCUUGUUAUUGGGGAAAUUUCCCCAGUUUUACACUGUAACUGAACUUUCAAUGUACUGGCUCCGUGAAAUGAUGCGUUCACAUGUAAAUAACAGAUGCUGAAACGUAAACACACGGUCCGCUUUAUUCUGCACGGUAGUUUACUUGUUAACAGCAGAUGCUAACACUGCGAACAAUCCACGUUAAAUAUCGCAGUACUGCACUAGUCAACUGCCAGGUGGGAUGUUUAAGUGAAAUACACAUGUCGCAAACCAGCCAGUAUGAAGUAGAACGCAAUCCAACAGACCAAACUAACUGUUAAACUAGUAGAUUGAAUUCAACUAAAUUGGGACAUAUUUUACUGUCGCGUUAAUUGGCAAAAAGUGGCCCAGUUUACCUGAAUGAACAUUAUAUCACGGCUUUCAGAUGAUCUGUGUGUGGAUAAGGUAAAUACCAAUAAGAUCACAGAUAUUUCUGUAAAAUUUUAUCUUUAUUUGUAUAAAAAAAAGAAAUAUAUAUCUGUAUAAAAACAAAGUGUACAUUACUAGGAUAAAAUACUUUAUUUUGUGUUAAAAACACAGAUUGGCCUUGGCUUUUUGUUUCAUUUUUAUUUUGCGCGAUAUUCUUGAAUUUGCCUGCUUAUUAUUGAAAAAUGUCCAAAUUAGAAUUAUUUAGAGUUAUUUGUGUUUUGGAAUGAAACUGCACUAUAGCGAAGAUUUAACAUCAGAUAUUACAACACUGUACAAUUGUUUUAAAGUUUUGUUUUUUUUAUUUAUUUUGUAUACAGACCAUUAUCUCUGCCUGUUGAUUUCUAUGUGUCUAUUUAUAGAAGAGAAAAUUCUUUAUAGAGGGAAAUAUUAUUUAUCAGACUAAUUUAAGUAUAUGUGCAUAUGCUUGUCCAGAGUACUGUCUGAAA